AUGGCCUCCUCUGACUCUUACUCUCAUGAUGUCGCCGUCGUGGGCUUCUCGCUGCACUUCCCUGAGAAGGCCACUUCACCCCAGGCCUUCUGGGACCUUCUGCAAGAAGGCCGUUCGGUCAUGAAAGAAGUCCCCUCUAGUCGAUUUAACAUCAACGGCUUUUAUCACCCCGACGCCUCCCGCAAUGACACGGUCAAUGCCCGUGGUGGCCAUUUCCUGGAAGAAGACAUCGCCGCCUUUGAUGCUCCGUUUUUCUCUAUGAAUCCCUCAGAAGUAGAAAGUCUCGAUCCGCAGCAACGAUUCCUUCUGGAAACCUCAUAUCGAGCCUUCGAGAACGCCGGUAUGCCCAUGGAGCACAUCGCUGGCUCCAAUACAUCGGUAUAUCUUGGUGCUUUAGGAGUGGAGUAUAGUCGAUUCUUCGAAUUUGACGAAGAGGUCCAGGCGACCUAUAAGUCGACCGGAAACUCUACAGCCAUCCUCUCCAACCGACUGAGCUGGUUCUAUGACCUUAGGGGACCUAGCAUGACCAUUGAAACUGCCUGCUCUAGCAGCAUGAUAGCCCUGCAUCUAUCAUGUCAGAGUCUGCGAGCCAAGGAAUCUCGAAUGAGUCUCGUCUGCGGCUCGCAACUCUACCUUGAGCCCAUGACGAGUGCCAUCUCGCUAUCCGCGCUCAAAUUCAUCUCACCCGAUAGCCGGUGCCAUAGCUUCGAUGCGUCUGGCAACGGUUACGCCAAGGGAGAAGGGUUCGGCGUGUUGGUGCUGAAGCGCAUGGAGGAUGCCCUGGCGGAUGGCGACGUCAUCCGCGCCGUGGUGCGCGCCACGGCCACAAACCAAGAUGGCCGUACCCCGGGCAUCUCACAUCCCAGCCAGGCAGCGCAGGAGCGGCUGAUCAGGACAGCCUAUGAGUCUGCCGGACUGGGACUACAGCAAACGCGUUUGUUUGAGGCUCAUGGCCCGGGAACCACGCUCGGUGAUCCCAUGGAGGCAGUGGCCAUCCGCGAGGUCUUUGGAUCGUACCGCUCGCCGGAGGACCCGAUGUACCUGGGCGCUGUAAAAGCCAAUAUAGGCCACCUGGAAGCGGCAGCCGGGGUGGCCGGCGUGAUUAAGACGAUACUUUCUUUGGAAAAGGGUGUAAUUCCGCCAAUUGCCGGAUUGAAAACCCUGAAUCCUGAGAUCCGUGCUGAAGAGUGGCAUCUUAAUUUCCCUACCGCGCCCCAAUCCUGGCCCCCCGGAUUGCGACGAGCGUCGGUCAAUGCGUUUGGGUACGGUGGAUCUAACGCGCAUGCCGUGCUGGAUGAUGCAUACCAUUAUCUACAAGAGCGUGGUUUGUCGGGACACCAUUUCACGGAGUACGAAACGGCUGUAGAGGCUACCAAUGGAGUCAAAUAUACGAAUGGUGUUAACCACACCAACGGUGUCAGCCACACAAAUGGAGUGAAGACCAAUGGCGUGAAUGACACCUCCCAAGAAUCCCAUUUUCCACGUCUGUUCGUUUUCUCGGCCUCCGAUUCCGGCGGCAUUGCACGUCUAGGUGAGGCCUAUCAGGAAUAUCUGUCGACACGGGCCCCAGGAAAUGGGCAUUCAGACGAUGUGUUUCUGCGAGACCUGGCAUUUACUUUGUCAGCUCAUCGCAGUUGCCUACCCUGGAAGUCCUACGCACUAGCAUCCUCAGUGGAAGAUCUCGCAUGUCAAGUCAAAUCGCUCUCCAAGCCGGUUCGCUCCUCGGCCGCACCGCGCCUGCAGUUCAUUUUCACCGGCCAGGGCGCCCAGUGGGCCGAAAUGGGACUCGCACUGAACAACCUCCCGGUAUUCCGGCGCAGCUUACGGUCAGCCGAUGCCUGCCUCAGGAGGCUGGGAAGUGACUGGUCGCUGCUGGAAGAGCUGGCGAAGCCGGCCGCCGAAUCCCAGAUAAACACCCCGGCGCUGGCUCAGCCCCUGUGUACGGCUUUGCAAAUCGCACUUGUCGAGUUGUUCGCCUCCUGGAGCAUCACCCCGUUCGGCGUCGCUGGACAUUCGUCCGGUGAGAUUGCCGCCGCGUAUUCGGCCGGGGCCAUCUCGCGGGAAGUAGCCUGGACCAUUGCCUACUUCCGGGGUGCGUUAGCCGCUCGUCUGGCAACGGCUCCGGAAUCCCAGCGUGGGGCCAUGAUGGCCGUUGCGUUGAGCGAGGACGAUCUGCAGCCGUACUUGCAGACAAUUGCCACCAGUCAUGGCGGCGAUGCCCUUUCCGUCGGCUGUUUCAACAGCGCCCAGAAUCUCACCGUCACCGGACGCGAAAAUGCCAUCGACGCGCUGCAGGCUCUGCUUAACAACGACAGCGUCUUUGCGCGAAAAUUGGCUAUCCCUGUGGCUUAUCACUCUGCUCAUAUGCAGGCCAUUGCCGACGAAUAUGAACGUCUCCUCCGGCCGUGCAUGGCGGUCGCUUCAUCUGCUUCACAUACUACUUCCCUUGGUAGUCAGUCUCCAUUGUUUAUCUCCUCUGUGUCAGGUGAUAAGGUAAACCUGGAGGAGCUCGAGCAGCCUGAAUACUGGGUGCGGAAUCUGGUAUCUCCAGUUCAAUUCUCCAGGGCGGUGACCAAGCUGGCUGCCAGCAACAGUGGCGGAAUCCCCGAUAUCUGGCUCGAGAUUGGUCCGCACGCGGCCAUGCAGCGGGCAAUUCGGGACAGUGUGGGAUCCGGCCAGUUCAAGUAUGCCUCUGCCAUGCGCCGGAAGGAGCUGGACGGUUCCCGGGUACUUGAUUUGGCCGGCAUGCUCUGGACCGAAGGCUACCCUAUUGACUUUCACGCCAUCCAUGCCGAAGAGGCCCCAGGAAAGAUGGUCGCCGACCUACCGCAGUAUCCAUUUAACCAUUCUCAGACCUACUGGCUGGAAAGCAGGCUAUUUCACAAUUAUCGAACUCGCAACAAUGUUCGCCAUGAACUUAUCGGCAUUCCUUCGGUGGAUUGGAAUCCAUUGGAACCGCGCUUUCGUUUCACGAUUCGGGUGUCUGAUUUGCCCUGGAUUACGGAUCAUCAGAUGAAUGGAUCUCUUGUCUACCCCGGGGCCGGAAUGAUCGUUAUGGCAAUCGAGGCGGCGCGAUAUCUCGCCCGUCCCGGGGCCCGGGGAUAUCGGAUUAGAAAUCUGAUGAUCUUCUCAGCCCUGGUUGUCCCAUCCACGGCAGCAGGUAUCGAGACUCAGGUGCACUUCCGCCUGCCGGAGAAUCGUCGCACGACGGGAGUGAAAUCGGUUGAAAACUGGGAAUUUCGUACGACUUCCUUCGCGGGCGAUGAAUGGGUUGAUGUCUGUGCCGGAUCGAUCGCUAUUGAAUACGAGGAGAGUGCGUCGGACGAGAUCUACGCGGGCGACGAGCACCGCCAGACGGUCGAGGCAUACCGCGCCCGAUUCGAAGACGCCCGCCGCCGCUGCACGACGGCCACUACGCGUGAGCUGUUCUACGAAGUCGGUGCAAAGACUGGUUACGGGUUCGGUCCGCUGUUCAACACCCUACACGGCAUUACCUACGACGCCCAAGGCGUCCAGGCCAUGGCGGAGCUGCGGCCCGACGAGUGGCAGAGCAAGUUGUCCUCUCGCGCCGCGCAGACUCAGCCGCACCUCAUCCACCCAACCACUCUAGACGGCAUCUUCCAGGUCACAUCGGCUGCCACUACUAAGGGGGCUACCGUGCCGGGGCCUCUACAGGCACCGACGCAGGUGCGCGAUUUCUGGAUCGCCGAGUCACUACUGCAGCGGACGCCAGAGACAAGACUGCAGGUGUUAGGGGAGACCACGCGGCAGGCCGUGCGCGAGACCGACUCCUUCAUCCUGGUGCUCAACUCGGAUACGGGCGAGCCUGCUCUAGUCAUCGACGGGUACCGCGUCACCACCGUGUCGAGCCUGACUUACACCCCGUCGCCGCCGCGGAACAUCUUCUACCGAUUGCACUGGGCACCCGACGUGGACCAGCUAGAUCGUGACCAGGUCGAGGCUUAUUGUCUCGAACAGGCGCCUAUGCCGGCUGCCUGGACUCCGAAUAAGGAGGUUGUCACGCUCUUCUACUUGGAACAAAUGUUGCGUCAUCUGGACGCCCAGAGAUUUGUGCCUCGGACGCCGCACGGGCGGAAGUAUAUCGAUUGGGUGCGGUAUCAUCUGGACAUGCGUGUGGCAGACUGUAAUGACCCGUUGCGUGAACCCCGAUGGCAAGCAAUUUUCGGUGAGCCAGCGCGCCGUGAACAAUACCUGGCUAAGUUUGCCGCCACCGGUCCCGUCGAGGCAGCGGUGCAGUCUUUCGGCGCUCAACUGGAGGCCAUGGUACGUGAAGAAGUAGACCCGCUGGACUUGCUGUUCAACCAGAACCUUGCCCGCGACCUGUACACUGAUCCCAUUUUCGUUGUUACUGGAAAACGCAUGGCUGCCUGGAUUGAUCUGCUAGCUCACAAGGACUCCAACCUCAACAUACUGGAAAUUGGUGCCGGCACGGGCAGCGGCACGCAGCAGAUCCUCAACGCGCUGGCACAGCAGGGCAGCCCACGAUAUGCCCAGUACACCUUCACAGAUAUCUCACCCAGCUUCUUUGACAAGGCCAAAUCACGCUUUCCCGAGCACCUCGACCGUAUGGUCUUUAAGACCCUGGAUAUUGAGCGCAGUCCGGUUGACCAGGGUUUCCCAUUGGGGCAGUACGACCUGGUGAUUGCUGCAACGGUACUCCACGCUACGGCCUGUGUGGAGGAUACGCUGCGGCAUGCUCGCGCUCUGUGCAAACCAGGCGGAUACCUGGUGCUGAUGGAGCCUACCAACAAGCAUGAUACCGUGCUGAACAGCAUCUGGGGGACUCUGUCGGGCUGGUGGCGCUCGCGUGAGAAAAACCGCCAGCGCUGCCCGCUGUACUCGCUCAGCGAAUGGGAUCACUAUCUGCAACGCGUGGGCUUCUCGGGGAUUGAGUCGGCCAUUCCAGAUCAUCCGGAACCUGCUCAACAUACCUUUAGCUUCCUACUCUCGCGGGCAGUGGGGGGCGAUGACUCGUCCCGUUCCUGUGAUGUGCAGCAUUCGUCGAAGUCCCUUGUGGUGGUCGCCAACACCGAGCGUCAGCAGGUAGUCGCCCAAGAGUUGCUCGCGCAUCUGCCCAACAGGCGUGGUGAGAUUGUCUCUCCAGCAGAUCUUCGGCAGCGGCAGGGAACAGCCGAUGUUUGCGUGUCUCUGCUAGAUCUAGACCCGCCGUUUUUGGCCAACAUGAUAGAAGACGAAUUCACUGCUUUUAAGGCCCUAGUUUACUGUUCGUCCAAUCUUUACUGGAUUACCUCCGGGGGUGGGCAGGAUCCUGAGGUGCCUGAGACAGCUAUGGGCUCCGGGUUCAGUCGCACUAUCACUUUGGAACGCCCAGAACUGCAAAUGACCAACGUGGAUAUCCCGGCCGGGCAGACGGCGGUGGCGUCGGCUGCCACCAUUGCAAGGUUCCUGGAGCAGGGACACUCGGCCUCGCUGGACAACCGCGAAGGAGAUUAUCUAGUGUCGACUCAUGCCACCAGCAACCAGGAUCAGAUCCUGAUCCCGCGAGUGGUAGAAGCUUCAGAUGUCAACGCCUACGUGAACACCCGGACUGGACGACUGCCCAUCGAGACACGUGCCGUAGACCGCCAGCCGGACGAAGCGCUCGAAAUUCAAUUCUCCCCCGGUCAGCUUGACAGCUUCCGAUUUGUACACGAUGCCUCCGCUGGCGGUAUCCUGGAGUCUGACGAGCUCGAGGUUGAAAUCAAGGCUUCGGGUAUUAACUUCGCGGACGUGAUGUGCGCGCUGGGCCAGAUAAGUGAUACAUAUAUUGGUCAUGAAUAUGCCGGCGUCGUGCGACGUGUGGGCAGCGCCGCCGCGCAGACCUUUUCACCCGGCGACCGGGUCACUGGCGUCGCCUCGGGCACCUUCCGUACGUUUGUGCGCACCCGUGUCGGUACCACCAUCCCUCUACCCAGUGAUAUGGCCUUUACCGAAGCGUUCCCGGCCGUCUGGCUGACGGCGCUGUAUGGAAUCACCCACUUAGGACGAUUGCGUGCCGGCGAGUCGGUGCUCAUCCAUGCAGCGGCCGGUGCCGUCGGCCAGGCCGCCAUUCAGCUGGCGCAGCACCUGGGCGCGGACGUCUUCGUGACGGUCAGCUCGCCAGUCAAGAAGAAGCUACUCCAGGAUAGCUACGGCAUCCCGGAUGAUCGGUUCUUCUCGAGUCGACGGCUGGCCUUUGGGCCCCAGAUUCGUCGCGCCACCGGCGGCCGCGGCGUCGACGUAAUCUUGAAUUCGACCUCAGGCGAGGCGCUCGUCGAGACGUGGCGCUGCAUCGCACCUCUCGGCCGGUUCGUCGAGAUUGGCAAGCGAGACAUCUACUCUUUCCAAUCUCUCCCCAUGUACGAGUUUUCCAAAAACGUCACAUUCUCCUCCCUCGACCUCCUGACCGUUUACCACCACCACCCCACUGUCAUGGGGCAGCUGGUGCAAGAGCUCCACGUCCUGUUGCAGGGCCGAAAACUGGCCGCUCCGCAGCCCGUGACGCGGUUCUCGCGUGGUGAAUUCGAAUCGGCUUUCCGGUUCUUGCAGACGGGGAAGCAUAUGGGUAAAGCUGUCAUCGAUUGGGACACUCCCGCUGAGAUACGCAUCAUCCCUACUGUGGAACCCGAAUAUAGUUUCGUCGAGGACGCAAGCUACGUGAUUGUUGGCGGUCUCGGUGGCAUCGGACGCAGUCUGGCGCGGUGGUUUGCCCGCCGCGGUGCCCGCCAUUUGAUUCUCCUGUCCCGGUCAGGGGCCACCGGCCGCGAGAAAGCAAACAGAUUAGUGACGGAUCUGGCGCAGUCCGGCGUAAAGGUGGCCACGCCGCAAUGUGACGUUGGAGAUGCGGCGUCGCUUGCCGCCGCAUUGAAGGAAUGCAGUCUUACGAUGCCACCCGUAAAAGGUGUUAUUCAAGCGUCCAUGGUUCUCAGGGACCGACUGUUUGACAAUCUCACCCAUUCCGACUGGCAAGCCGUGCUCGACCCUAAGCUCACAGGAACGUGGAACCUGCACCACCAGCUCCCCAGCGAUAUGGACUUCUUCGUCAUCCUCUCCUCACUGGGUGGAAUGAUUGGCUCUCGCGGUCAAUCACAAUAUACCGCCGUCGCGAACUUCCAGGACGCAUUCGCUCGAUACCGCCACGCUAGGGGCCAGCAAUGCAUCUCUCUCGACAUCGGACUCGUCACGUCCGUCGGAUACGUUGCCGAGCAAGAAGACAUCGCCCAACGCUGGGUGCGUGCCGGAUUUGAGGUACUUCGUGAAGAUGAACUCCACACCGUCGUUGACUGGGCCUGUCAUCCUGGUCGCUACGCCUCUGUCUCAUCGCCCUGGGCCACGCAGGUUCUGACAGCCCUUGACCGGCCUGCCGCCGCACGCGCUCACAAAAAACCCCUACAACCUUACAUGUCGCGACCCAUGUACCGACACCUUCACCAGAUGGUUGAUCCUUCUUCCACAUCUUCGUCUGAUUCUUCUUCCUCGGCUGAAAACCAAAUCAACUAUGGUGCUGAGUUGCGCGCUGCCGCCUCCCUGCCCGAAGCCGGACGCAUCGUGGCCUCAGCGCUCGCGCACCGUCUCUCGCAGGCCUUGUCCGUGCCGCAGGAAGAUAUCGAUACCGCGCGACCGGCGCAUUCGUUCGGCGUGGACUCCCUGGUGGCGGUGGAGCUGCGGUUCUGGUUUGCCCGGGAGAUCCAGGCCGAGCUAGGAGUGUUUAAUAUUCUGGCGAAUGUCAGUAUUGAGGAGUUGGGGCUGCAGGCAGCGGAGAAGAGCAAAUUCUGUGAGAAACUUGCUCAGUAG
Messenger RNA from Aspergillus affinis, 7794 nucleotides. RefSeq names its product type I polyketide synthase. NCBI's taxonomy places the organism in Eukaryota, Fungi, Ascomycota, Eurotiomycetes, Eurotiales, Aspergillaceae. The record is from RefSeq and is a predicted model, not a curated record. Gene Ontology annotation, molecular function: oxidoreductase activity; 3-oxoacyl-[acyl-carrier-protein] synthase activity; fatty acid synthase activity. The transcript is spliced from 6 exons. Bases 1 to 7794 code for a protein of 2597 amino acids. Gene Ontology annotation, biological process: fatty acid biosynthetic process; secondary metabolite biosynthetic process.